Molecule: messenger RNA, 3552 nt
Organism: Syzygium oleosum
Lineage: Eukaryota; Viridiplantae; Streptophyta; Magnoliopsida; Myrtales; Myrtaceae
Product: xyloglucan galactosyltransferase MUR3-like
Exons: 1
Coding region: 112-1950 (612 amino acids)
Molecular function (GO): glycosyltransferase activity
Source: RefSeq, a predicted model, not a curated record
CGAACUGGGUCGGCCUUUGUAUUUGUCGGGGAUCUGGUUUCUGGGCGGCGCUUGGAUGUGGAUAUGACGGUGGUCUGGGUGGUGGGUUAAAUCGUUGUGCUCGUGUCAUUGAUGAGACGCCGUUCGCCGGCGAGUGUCGCAUCGGAGCAAAUGGAGAAGGGAACGGCUAAGAACCAGCACUCCCGCCUCUGUUUCUUGGCUACAUUGUCCUUGUUUUUCUGGGUUCUGCUGUUUUACUUCCAUUUCGUAGUUCUAGGGGGUAAUCCCUUUGAUGAAUCCGCCAAAUUGCAGCCCAUUCCGGUUAGAACCGAAUCCACGCCUUCUCAUAGGAUCGAUGAUGACCCUUCGUCGGAACCCCGCAUGAGCGCUACGCCGCUGAGGGAGAGCCAUUUGGAAACUCCCCAAGUGGUCGAUCCCCCGAAAAGGGAAACUCCCCGAGUGGUCGAUCCCCCGAAAAGGGAAAUUCCUAAAGUGGUGGAGUCCCCGAAACGGAAAACUAAAAGGAAAAGAGAGAGUUUCCCGUUUAUGAGAGCAUUGAGAACUACAGAGAACAAGAGUGAUCCGUGCGGUGGGAGGUACAUAUAUGUCCACGAUUUGCCGCCUAGGUUUAACGAGGACAUGCUCAAGGAGUGUAGGAAGUUAAGCCUCUGGACCAAUAUGUGUAAGUUCACCAGUAAUGCCGGGCUCGGUCCACCGCUCGAGAAUGUCGAAGGUGUGUUCUCGAAUACGGGAUGGUACGCGACGAAUCAGUUUGCUGUUGAUGUCAUUUUCAACAAUAGGAUGAAGCAGUACGAUUGCUUAACGCGUGAUUCUUCCAUUGCCGCGGCUGUUUUCGUACCCUUCUAUGCUGGAUUUGACAUCGCGAGGUAUCUCUGGGGUUACAACACAUCUGUGAGGGAUGCCGCAUCUGUUGAUUUAGUUAAAUGGCUGAUGAAGAGGCCGGAGUGGAACAUCAUGGGAGGGAAGGAUCACUUCCUUGUUGCUGGGAGGAUCACAUGGGAUUUCAGGCGGUUAAGUGACGAAGAAACGGACUGGGGCAAUAAGCUUCUGUUUCUCCCUGCUGCAAGAAACAUGUCUAUGCUUGUUGUGGAGUCAAGUCCAUGGAAUGCGAAUGAUUUCGGCAUUCCUUAUCCGACUUAUUUUCACCCAGCAAAAGAUGCUGACGUAUUCAAUUGGCAGGACAGGAUGAGGAAAUUGGAGCGCAAAUGGCUGUUCUCGUUUGCCGGCGCUCCUCGUCCGGACAACCCAAAAUCAAUUCGAGGACAAAUCAUUGAUCAGUGCAGGAACUCUAAGGUCGGCAAGCUGCUAGAGUGUGAUUUUGGGGAGAGCAAGUGUCAUUCUCCAAGCAGUAUUAUGCAGAUGUUCCAAAGCUCCCUUUUCUGCUUGCAGCCACAGGGUGAUUCAUAUACGAGGAGAUCUGCUUUUGACUCGAUGCUGGCAGGUUGUAUACCAGUCUUCUUCCAUCCGGGAUCAGCCUACACUCAAUACACCUGGCAUCUUCCGAAAGAUUACACAAAGUACUCCGUCUUUAUUCCUGAAGAUGAUCUAAGAAAGCGCAAUGUUAGCAUAGAGGAGAGGCUCCGGGAAAUAUCUCCUGAGCAGGUGAAGAUAAUGAGGGAGGAAGUCAUAAAUCUCAUCCCGAGGCUUAUAUAUGCUGAUCCCCGCUCGAAACUAGAGACUCUGAAGGACGCUUUCGAUGUAGCUGUGCAGGCCGUCAUUGACAAGGUUACGAGGCUGAGAAGGAACAUUAUUGAGGGCCGUACUGAAUAUGAUAACUUUAUUGAAGAGAAUAGCUGGAAAUAUGACUUGUUGGAGGAGGGACAGCGUGAAGUGGGAGGCCACGAAUGGGAUCCUUUCUUCUCGAAGCCAAAGGGCGAGGGAGAUUCUGGAGGUUCCUCUGCAGAAGCUGCGAAGAAGUCUUGGAAGAACGAGCAGAGAGACCAGUCAUGAUCUGGAGGCUUCAGUUUUCCUGAAGAAGCUUUACCAAGUGCUGAUGCAUGGUGAUGCCUCUAGAUGGAGUUCAUGUCAAGAGAGAUUCCGACCGAAGGCAAGAGCACAAUGGCUCUCCGAUGACAUAUUUUUGAAGCUAAUAUACCGUUCAGUUCAGCCUUUUAGGUCCACUGCCGUGCUAGGCAAUCAAAGACAGAAACAUAGUUGAGUGUCCCGCUUCCUUCUACAUUCUGCCUGUAUCGUGCCUAGCGAUUCUUUAAUUGCGUUUAAUAGGGUAUUACAUAGCACAUAUUCCAUGGAUGGAUCUGUUUAAUGUCCAUGUUCGCAUAGAUACUGGAACUUUUCAUGAGAAAUAUAAUUUUUCUGUUUCUGGUCAAGCUUUCGAUCUCAGCAUAGUGGACCCAAGUUGCUCCAUCUUUGCAAGUUCUCAGUAGAAGCAGCUAUAUAAGCCAAUGUACUGUUCUUUUCUGUAAGGUUGAUGUUUAGCAGAUUCUGGCAUGUUUUCAAGUGCCUGUAGUUGGUUGCAUGUUUAUAUCUCAUCAAGUUUUCCAAAAUUGAGGGGGCUUGCGAAAUUGGGUCUUGUUGUUUGGUAGGGUUCUCUACCUGUUUUUGUUGUCCAACGUUCAAGGGUGUUUUCGGUCAGGCUUGCGAAAUCCGCUUUGUGCCCUAUCCCAGCUCUAGGGAAAGUUUUCGUUGCAUGAACUUCUUGCCUCUACAUGUUUGCUUUUAAGACUGAUAGGACCUGCCAACCUGUGGUUCUAAAGACUCUUCGAGCAUGGAAAUGCAAACUUGUUUCAUCUUGUUCAGAAAGUUCAGUGAUUUAAUCUCUCUGUGAUACCUAUUUGUGUUUGUGUGCUGAGUUAGUACUCAGUAGCUUGAAGAAGCAGCUUCUUCUGGCGUCUAAAAUACCCAGAGAUUCUGGAGGAUUAUCCCGGAUUCAUGUAUUCGUCUCUUUUACCUGGAAAAUGGUAUCUUUUCCUAGCCAUGACAUUAGGAUCUUCCACCAUAUAUGUCACUAAGCCAUUCAUUGUCAGGAUUUAAAAUACGAUUGCCGGAUCGGCUUCACAUGGUCAGGAAUUUUAUAUACUAGACGUGCAACAAAGGGAGUCCCUGUCAUUACUACCCUUUUCACUUUCUUCUUUGUUGGCAAGAAUAUGUAUGGUGGCCCAUUCAUUGUGGCGUUUUCCUGGCUAUAGUGGUGAUGACCUAAUGUCCAUAGGGAAUGAACUGGUGGAGCUCUUUUCGGGCUAUUUCUUGUCGCCAUCUCCAUCUUGUUCUUGGCAUGUUGGCUCUCAAUAUCGCCGCCUCAAGUGCAAAUUUCCCUUCAUUGAUUGCUUAACAAGAAUCCGUAGACACUUACCCACGAAACGUCAUCGUAAGAAUUCGAGGAGUCAUUCUUCGCAACUUGAAUGUCCAAAUUAUGGUGGAAUUGGUUUGACAUUUCACAUUGCAGAGACGCGAGUAGGGGCUAAUGUGUAUAGGUAGAGUUGAAACCAAGACAAGUUACUUGCGAGUAGUUCGGGUUCGGUUCGAUGCAGAAUUGUUAAUACUCGUUCGAGCUCGAGUCGAGUUUUGACCGUGGCUAAUGUUGGAGAAUUUGCA